Messenger RNA from Colletotrichum phormii, 637 nucleotides. RefSeq lists its product as uncharacterized. The record is from RefSeq and is a predicted model, not a curated record. Bases 158 to 520 code for a protein of 120 amino acids. NCBI's taxonomy places the organism in Eukaryota, Fungi, Ascomycota, Sordariomycetes, Glomerellales, Glomerellaceae. The transcript has a single exon.
CGACUUCCUAGAUGCUUGGCCAAGGCGGUGGCUGAUCUCUCUGAUGUUGAAAUCGGCCAAUGGAUUGUAUCCGUACUCAUGGCUGAACCAGUAAGGCAAGGCGCUAGGGAAGAGCAUACAAAUAGUCCACGGCCGAUCCUUGGGCAAAGGAACUUGGAUGAUUCCGUGGCUCCGUCCGGCCCACGCCCUUUACGUUUGUCUCCUCAUCGUGAUGAAACGGCGGCUUGGGGCUCGCCAUUUCCCUGCGUCAGAGGACUUGCUGUUGCGCGAAGGCAGUUUUGUGAGCAACCAUCGCAAACGAGAUAGACUGCAUAAUCACGGAAAAAAAAACAGGGUACCGAAAAAAGAGCUGGCUGUUCUCGAGGCUUCAAAAAGCUACGCAUUCCGUCGAGGCACGUCAUGCACAGGCCAGCCUUUGUACCAUUACCUAUCAGCUUGGACUCUGUGGCUGCUUGACCGGAUCGUCGUCAUGCCUCCGUCCAGCUUAUCCACUGUCCCAGUCACGAGCUGGUUCGGUUAAGGAGUGGGCGCUGCGCUUGAAGGAAUGGAUGCACCUCUGACUGAGGAUGAGGGUGGGUGAGUGGCACGCCCGUUUCGACAAGGUCUCCGGCCGUGGCAGCAACAACGGAGACACUUC